Centropristis striata (black sea bass) is the source of this 4011-nucleotide messenger RNA. It is a transcript of the gene osbpl10b, whose product is annotated as oxysterol binding protein-like 10b. The transcript has 12 exons. Lineage: Eukaryota; Metazoa; Chordata; Actinopteri; Perciformes; Serranidae. The coding region runs from base 1 to 2307 and encodes 768 amino acids. Gene Ontology annotation, cellular component: membrane; intracellular membrane-bounded organelle; cytosol. The record is from RefSeq and is a predicted model, not a curated record. Gene Ontology annotation, molecular function: cholesterol binding.
AUGAACCGGUCAGCGCGUCAGGAGAGCCCCGCUUGGAGCCCCUGCAGGAGGCAGGAGCAGCGGGGCGGCCAGCCGCACAGCCUGGCUGCAGCGGAGCACCGACUAGUGACCGGGACCAGGGACAGCAGCGUCGGGUCGGGCCCCGUGCACAACAAAACAGCCCGCAGCAAGCGGCACCUGGAGGGGGUCCUGAAGAAAUACACAAACCCGCUUCAGGGCUGGCAGAGCAGAUAUUUUGUUCUGGACCCAGAGGUUGGUCAGCUCCAAUAUUAUCUAAAUGAGCAUAAUAAAAGCCAGCGACCUCCUAGAGGAUCUCUGCCUCUUCUUGGAGCAAUGGUGGUCUCCAACAAUGACUUUCCCUUCAUGUUUACUAUUCAAUCCACUACUGGGGAUUAUUACAAACUCAGAGCACUGGACGCCCAGGAGCAAGAGUUAUGGAUGACUCAGCUACAACUAUGUUCCAGACGCCACUCUGACAGCAGCGCCAAGGUGAUGAUCCAGGCUGAAGGGCAGCAGAAGAACCUGGUCAACUCUGAGUCUUUAACCCCCAGAGGUGGACCCCUGUCUUCUCUCGAUGAGGACCUUCUCCUUUUAAAGGCCACGUCUGCAGCCACUCUGAGCUGCCUGGGGGAGUGCCUCAGUAUUCUACAGCACAAUGUUGUCCAGGCCCUCAACCAGAACCAGAACCACAUCCCGAGUGCCAGCCUCAGCCACAGUUCAGCUGGUUUGAAUCAGGCUGCUCCCACAGAAAGAGUCAAGUCGUGGAGUCGUCGCCGCAGCUCCAGUGUCAACCAGGUGGAGCCUGGUGGCCUCAGGUCCAGCAGUCAAAGCCCGACUCCCAGCUUUAGUGAGAGCCAGAGUCCCAGAGACAGCAGCUUCAGUGCAAGAAAAGGAAGUGGCCAAAACCAGAGUCAGAAUCAGUGUCACGGCCAUGAUCACGCAGUUUCUCCUUCAGAUAUUCCCACUGAAAAGUCCAGAUCUCUUUCUGAGAAGCAGGGGAAAAAUGGCACACAAACACCGCUCUCCACGUCUGCCUUGCCUUCUGAGCAGGGACAGCAACAGGACAAAACCAGCACUCUAGAAACCCAGGACCCCAGCGAUGAGACCACAGACACAGAGGACCAGGAGGAGGAGGACCUGGGAGUUCUGGAUGACCAGCGAAGCAUCAUGCUUCACCUUCUGUCCCAGCUCAAACUUGGCAUGGACCUCACACGGGUGGUGCUCCCUACCUUCAUCCUGGAGAAGCGCUCCCUGCUCGAGAUGUACGCCAACUUUAUGUCUCAUCCCGACAUGUUCAUCUCCAUCACCUCCGGCUGCACACCAGAGGAGCGCAUUGUCCGAUUUGUGGAGUACUACCUGACUGCCUUCCAUGAGGGCCGGAAGGGUGCUGUGGCCAAGAAGCCCUACAACCCUAUCCUGGGUGAGAACUUUCACUGUUCCUGGUAUGUGCCUCGGGACCACGUCCGACCUCUCAGGACUACCAGCUGUACUGGUCCCCACUCAGCACCCACAGCCACUUCUACCAUUCCUGGGUCCCCACAGAGGGGGACGGAUGGUAGCAGCAGAAGACACUCAGACUGCUAUCGUGUUCGAUUUGUGGCAGAGCAGUUGUCCCACCACCCGCCUGUAUCAGGCUUCUACUGUGAGUGUAAGGAGAAAAAGAUGUGUGUCAACACUUAUGUCUGGACCAAGAGCAAGUUCAUGGGCAUGUCUGUUGGAGUCUCCAUGGUCGGGGAAGGUGUGCUGUAUUUGCUGGAGCAUGAUGAGGAGUAUGUGUUCACACUGCCCUGUGCAUAUGCCCGCUCCAUCCUGACAGUGCCAUGGGUGGAACUUGGGGGAAAGGUCACCAUCAACUGUGCCAAGAGUGGCUACUCUGCCACUGUCACUUUCCACACCAAACCCUUCUAUGGAGGAAAAGUACACAGAGUGACAGCAGAGGUGAAGCAGAACCAAACAGGAAACAUCGUGUGUAAGGCCCAGGGGGAGUGGAACGGGAUUCUGGAGUUCACCUACAGCAACGGGGAAAGCAAGGUGAUUGACACCUCCAAACAGCCAAUGAUCAAGAAGAGGAUCCAGCCUCUAGAGAAACAGGGCCAGUUUGAGUCACGGCGUCUUUGGCAGCAUGUAACGGCGUCGCUGAAGGCAGGAGACAUGGAUGCCGCCACAGAACACAAACACUACCUGGAGGAGCGGCAGCGCAGCGAGUGCAAGCAGAGAGCUGCAACCAAAACACCCUGGAAACCCAAAUAUUUUAUAAAAGAGGGUGAAGGCUGGGUGUACCACAACCCUCUGUGGAAAGCUCACUGACCAGGGCCAUGGGAGCAGCUGUCCACUCCCAUGAGACAAGCGGGGCGAUCAAGUCAGAGGGCUGGCCGACAGAGAUGAGAAGAGAGGGUGAGAGACAGACAGAGAGAGAGAAAGAGAGAGAGAGAGAACAGAGCAAGUGGUACCAAAGAUUACCAGAGGAAAAUGGACAAACUUCCAGUCGUGUCAAAUCAGAAACACGUUGGUUCAGCAGUGAGGUGAGGCUGAUUUUACGGGUACAGCCACUGAGAUUACAGUACUCAGACAGAAUGACAGAACGGGACAUUUCUUCUGACAAUAGAUGCAAACCUGUAAACAGCUACUGCCCCUCUCACAUUUAGUUGUUUGCACAAUGUACUAAACAACCAUGUUGGUGACAACAGUUUUGCACAAAUCACUGUACAAUAUAGUGUAAACUGCAUAUGUGUGAGAAAAGUGUGUGUGUUUUAUGUUUAGGGGUAUGUCUAUAAGAAUGGAUGAUAGAGUAACUAUUUAGCCACUUUGAAAAACAACCCUGUUUACGUGGCUCCAGAGAGAGCAGGGUAGAAUGUAGUCGACUAGUUUUAUUUGCAGCACACUGAACUUUAACUCUGUUAUGGAUCUAAUUUCAACUUCAUAUGAGAGAUAAUUUUUUAGGGGGAAAUGGUGUUUAAUCUCAAGUCAUGUCAAGUGUUGUACAUACCUCAUUAUAUUAAGGUUCACAAUCACGAUCAUAACAGUUCAUAAGCCCUCCAAUUAACCAUUAUGUUACAAUACACAAUGGCUGUAAAAAUAGUUAAUCUGUGGCCAGUUAUACCAACUGGAACAUUUUAAUAUGCUGCACUUUCAUCCUAAAGCUGUACAAAACCUUUCAGCUUCAAUGGGUCAGUUCACCCAUUUUACUGCUCUCUCACUUCCAUACAGCAGUAUAGGGGUUUCUUUCCAUGCAGGUAGUUUUUUUCCCAGGAUUCCAGAUAUCUGCCUCUGAAAUGUCUGCCUCCACCCAAGUACAACAGAGAUUUGGGCGAGAUGAGUCAAACAUGGGUAAAAUCAAGAUAUAUAAGAGCCAGCUCAUGUAAUGAGCCUUACAGUUUUACAAAAUUCACUUUGCUGCAUUAGCUGUAAUUUCAGCUGUCAGGUUUCCUAUUUACCCAGCCUGUUGACUUUGAAUACUGUGUCCGUGAUUCAUAUUUAAAUGUAACUUAUGGUGGCCCCCUGCAGGUCUCUGGCUCUUACUACUACAGAGCUGCUCUACCUCUGACAAGUUGUGUCCAACCAAAACUCCAUCAAUCAAAAAUAUUAGGCAUCCAAUAAUAAAGUAGCUUUCUUUAACCACAGCAUUUUCCAAGCACUUUUCCUCAAAAAACUCCAUCUCAUCAAACCGGGCACAAAUAAUGGUUGAUAUAUGGGAAUGUUGAGUGUCUGCCAUUUGUAACUGAUAAGCACCAAAGUGCACUUUGUAGAUGUGUUUGUAGUGAGGCCCUCAGAGUCAUCAGUGUGGCGUGAAACAGCCGAGCUGUCCACUGAGGCACAACGUCUGACUAGCCAGCAACUUUAGAGAUGUUCACUCAAGCUAGCUAAUAGGCAUAGUGUAGGAUUUAACAGAGCUUCCAGAGCUUCUGACUCAGACAACAUCAAUUACAGUGUCAGCCAGGCCACGCACACAUGAACCCAGCAAAAUGAAAAAAGGAGAAACUCCAUGCUGAGGGCAGGGUCUCUGCAGAUGCA